Messenger RNA from Aaosphaeria arxii CBS 175.79, 1213 nucleotides. RefSeq names its product DUF453-domain-containing protein. The record is from RefSeq and is a predicted model, not a curated record. Lineage: Eukaryota; Fungi; Ascomycota; Dothideomycetes; Pleosporales. The coding region runs from base 27 to 1208 and encodes 393 amino acids. The transcript is spliced from 2 exons.
CAGGAAUUAACGAUUCAAACACCAAAAUGAGUUGCGUUUUGAGAUCGCAAAUUCGCAGGUUUCAUCUUAGCCAUUGCAUCCAAAAAGCGCAACGAUCAUUGCCUGCUGCGUAUUACAGGGGUGGAACCUCACGUGCGGUGAUCUUCAAAGCCGAAGACCUACCACAAGACAAGAAAGAAUGGCCAUCGAUAUUCCGCGGAGUCAUCAACUCUCCUGACCCAAAUGGCAGGCAGCUGGAUGGUAUGGGAGGCGGUGUUUCUAGCCUGUCGAAGGUUUGCGUUGUCGGCAAAUCAGAAAGAGAAGAUGCCGAUGUUGAUUACACAUUCGCAGCAAUUGGUGUCGCGAACUCAGAAGUCGAUUUCAGUAGCAAUUGCGGCAACAUGAGCGCAGCCAUCGGGCCAUUUGCAGUAGACGCAGGCCAGGUAAAACACCAAGAUGGCAAAGCAACUGUGCGAAUCCACAAUACCAACACAGGGAAAAUCAUACAUGCGAAGUUCCUUGUCAAAGAUGGAGAGGCCGAAGUCGAUGGUUCUUUUGGGAUCGAUGGUGUUGCUGGUACAGGAGCAAAAGUAGAACUUUCAUUCAUCAAUCCAGCAGGUUCCAAGACUGGAAAAGCUUUGCCGACCGGAAAUGUCACAGACACUUUUGACGGGUUCACCGUUACUUGUAUAGACGUUGGAAAUCCAUGUGUCUUUGUCGAGGCCUCACAAUUGGGUGUUGAGGGGAGCAUUCUUGCUGACGCGAUCGAUACGCAUCCCGACCUACUGCGAAAGCUUGAUGGUAUCCGCAGAAGGGCAGGCGUCGCUAUGGGGAUUGCAAAGAAUGAUGAGUCGGUGCCAGGCUCUAUUCCAAAGAUAGCUAUGGUCGACGUUCCACAUUCGCAUAAGAUAGUUGGUGGAAAAAUAGUCGGAAAGGAAGAUUGCAAUGUGCUUGUACGUGCAAUUUCUGUUGGCCAACCUCAUCGCGCUGUGCCUAUCACCGUUGCAAUGGCCCUGGCAACUGCAUCUCGAUUACAAGGAUCAAUUGUACACCGCAAUACAUCUCCGCAGCCUAAGGACGGGGUGACAAUCGGGCACAACAGUGGCACGCUGGUCGUAGAUGCAAACUUCGAUGAGAGUGGAGGUGUAAAGGAUGCGACCGUUUUUCGCACUGCUCGUCGAAUCAUGGAGGGAACUAUUUACUGGAAAGAAAGGAAAGAUGAAACCUGAGCUGC